This is a messenger RNA of Hippocampus comes (tiger tail seahorse), 1448 nucleotides long. RefSeq names its product D(1)-like dopamine receptor. Gene Ontology annotation, cellular component: plasma membrane. Gene Ontology annotation, biological process: positive regulation of MAPK cascade; adenylate cyclase-activating adrenergic receptor signaling pathway. Lineage: Eukaryota; Metazoa; Chordata; Actinopteri; Syngnathiformes; Syngnathidae. The transcript has a single exon. The record is from RefSeq and is a predicted model, not a curated record. Gene Ontology annotation, molecular function: G protein-coupled receptor activity. The coding region runs from base 44 to 1411 and encodes 455 amino acids.
GAGCCUCACAGCAGCAGCCACCGAUGGCACAGACGAGCAAGCCAUGGCCACCUGGGACGCGCGCAGCCAGUGGCCAGCGACCACGGCGGGCGAAGCGUCGUGGGAGCGGGGCCACGACGCCCCCGCGGGCGCCCCCGGAGACGUGAGCUUGGCUCGUGCGCUGACCGGCUUCGUCCUGUGCGCCCUGAUCGUGUCCACGCUGCUGGGGAACACGCUGGUGUGCGCCGCCGUGGUCAAAUUCCGCCACCUGCGCUCCAAAGUCACCAACUCUUUCGUCAUCUCGCUGGCCGUGUCCGACCUGUUCGUGGCCGUUCUGGUCAUGCCCUGGCGCGCCGUGUCCGAGGUGGCCGGCGCGUGGCUCUUCGGCCGCUUCUGCGACACGUGGGUGGCCUUCGACAUCAUGUGCUCCACGGCGUCCAUCCUCAAUCUGUGCAUCAUCAGCAUGGACCGCUACUGGGCCAUCUCCAGCCCCUUCCGCUACGAGCGCAAGAUGACGCGCCGCUUCGCAUUCGUCAUGAUCGGCGUGGCGUGGACGCUAUCCAUCCUCAUCUCCUUCAUCCCCGUGCAGCUCAACUGGCACCGAGACGCGCGCGCCCUCAACGCCACGGGCGCCACCGCGGAUCAGCGACGUCAGCCGCAGGACGACUGCAACGCCAGCCUGAACCGCACGUACGCCAUCGCCUCGUCGCUCAUUAGCUUCUACAUCCCCGUACUCAUCAUGGUGGGCACGUACACGCGUAUCUUCCGCAUCGCGCAGACGCAAAUCCGUCGAAUCUCCUCGCUGGAGCGCGCACCCGCCGCCGCGCCGGCCCCUCGCGCGCGGGCCUCGGCGCAGGACGAGAGCGCGCUGAAAAGUUCCUUCAAGCGGGAGACCAAAGUGUUGAAGACGCUGUCCAUCAUCAUGGGGGUGUUCGUCUUCUGCUGGCUGCCCUUCUUCGUGCUCAACUGCGUGGUGCCCUUCUGCCAGGCCGCGGAUGCGCCCGGCGCGCCGCCCUGCGUCAGCGACACCACCUUCAGCAUCUUCGUGUGGUUCGGCUGGGCCAACUCGUCGCUCAACCCGGUCAUUUACGCCUUCAACGCCGACUUCCGCAAGGCCUUCUCCACCAUCCUGGGCUGCAACCGCCUGUGCGCCAGCUCGGCCGUGGAGGCCGUGGACUUCAGCAACGAGCUGGUGUCCUACCACCACGACACCACGCUGCACAAGGAGGCCGCCGCCGUCGCGCCUGCCGGCCCCCAGCGCAACUUUGACCAAGUGUCGCUGGUGUCCGACGAUUCUCGGAACCCUGCCGACCCCCUGCUGGCUGCCGCCCUGCAGAGUCGGUGCGAGGCCGACAUCUCGUUGGACGUGACACCCUUCGGUGACCCCUACGCCGACCCCUACGCCGUCCCGGGUCACGUGCAGGACAUGUGAGGGAGGAUUCGUUGCAACCGAGCUUCAUUGACAACGA